Molecule: messenger RNA, 807 nt
Organism: Penicillium longicatenatum
Lineage: Eukaryota; Fungi; Ascomycota; Eurotiomycetes; Eurotiales; Aspergillaceae
Exons: 1
Coding region: 1-807 (268 amino acids)
Source: RefSeq, a predicted model, not a curated record
AUGGACGCUGAGGCCUACCUCAAACGCCACGGCUGGUCUGGCCCCGGCAACCCAUUGAAUAAAAACUCCCGCCCCGGACCGCACGGUGGUCUGGGUCUCACACGCCCUAUUCUAGUUGCGCGCAAACAGAACAAUCAUGGCGUCGGAAAGAAAGUGACCAAAGACUCCGCGACGAACCAAUGGUGGUUGCGUGGAUUCGAAGAUGCGCUGAAGGGUGUAGGCGAAGAGAAGCCUGCCACAGCGGUACCGACAGGGAAUGCGCUUACGAGUGAAUUAUAUCGAUUCUUCGUACGAGGAGAGGGUCUGGCCGGGACCCUCAAUGACGACAAACCGAAGCCGAAAUCCUCAAAGUCCAAACGGAAGCGCGAUGACGAGGAUGAGGGCGAUCGUAAGGCGAGGAAGGCGGAGAAAGCUGCCCGGAAAGAAAAGAAAGUGGAGAAGCGCAAGCGGCGAAAGGUGAAGGAGGAGUCUGAGACCAUUUCUGCUUCCAGUGAUUCUUCCGAGGGGGAGAAGCAAAAGGAGACGGAGAGUAAGCAGGAGCGUCGGGCAAGACAUAAGGAGAAGAAAGAGAAGAAGCUGAAACGGCCUGCCGAGGAAGACUAUCCCACCCCUAUGUCGACAGAACAAGAGCCGGACCUAGACGCCGCCGAAUCAUCAGGCCAAACAAAGGAUAAGAAGAGCAAGGACAAGAAGGAGAAGAAGGCCAACAAAAAGUUCAAAGAAAGUGACGGUGACGAAGAAACAGACUCAGAGAAGUCUAGAAAGGAGAAGAAGAAGAAGAAGGAAAAGAAGUCCAAAAGCACCUGA